UUUAUUAUGCUUAGCGCUUUAUUAACUUUAAUAAAAAUGUAUAGAGUGCAACAAGAGAUCGGCGGAUAAUAACAGCGAUUAAUUGAUGGAUGGCAUGCUUCUUUUAUGCAAAUACCAGAGUAUAAAUACGGCGGACGGAUGCUUUCUCAAAUCAUUCUCAGCUUCGUUGGUAAAGCAGCAACAGCAGCAACUAGCAGCACCAACAUGGGAGUAUUGGCAACAGCGAGUUUGUUAGCUAUUUCUUGUCUCCUUAUCAAUGGAUACAGGAUAGACUACGCAAAUCCUAGCUACGUUUCUUAUAAUCCAAGCGAGGUGGGAGCAGAAGAUGCAGCUCAUAGCGCAGGUGUUGCCGCACUAAACCAAGGAGCUCUGGUACCAAGGGAGAUUGUAAAGUUCACCGAAUACGAUGCCGUAGGUGAACCAAACAAAUUCGAACAACUCUUCUCCAAAUACAACGAACGAUUUAACGAAGCCCCGUCCUCUGAUCACCUGGAAGCACGCAACGAUCUACAAUUGGUGCAUCAACCGCAAGUCAUCGAAGAUGCUCAGAUCUCUGAGUCGAAGUACGCUGAAGAGACUUCCGAACAUGGCGGGGAAGUCCACUAUCAUCAACACACCCAUAUGCAUAAGCACGAUCACAAGCAGGAGCACGUCCAUCAACACAAGCAAGAUCACAAGCAUGCCCAUGAGUCGAAACAUCAGCACGGUCACAAACAUCAAGGCCAUCACGAUCAUAAGCAUCAAGGACAGCAUAAACAUUCCCAUGACCAUAAGCAGGAUCAUAAGCACGACCAUCAUGGGCAGCACAAGCACGGACACGAACAUAAGCACCAAGGACACCACGAUCACAAGCACGAUCAUCACGCCGACCACAAGCACGAGCACGGACACAAGCACGAUCAUCAUGGAGAGCAUAAGCACGAUCACCAUGCGUCCCAUAAACAUGAUCACCAUGGAACCCACAAGCACGAUCAUAAUGACAAACAUGACCAUCACAACCAACAUAAGCAUGAUCAUCACCAUGGACAUAAACAUAACCACAAGCAAAGCCAUAAGCACAACCAUAAGGAGAACCAUAAGCAUGGACAUAAACACAACCAUCAUCACGGACACAAGCACUCCAAACAUUGAGAUCGUGCUCGAGCCUAAUUACUCAUAAUUCCUCAGA
Nicrophorus vespilloides is the source of this 1168-nucleotide messenger RNA. RefSeq names its product histidine-rich glycoprotein-like. Bases 106 to 1131 code for a protein of 341 amino acids. The transcript has 2 exons. NCBI's taxonomy places the organism in Eukaryota, Metazoa, Arthropoda, Insecta, Coleoptera, Silphidae. The record is from RefSeq and is a predicted model, not a curated record.